This is a messenger RNA of Closterium sp. Yama58-4, 594 nucleotides long. Lineage: Eukaryota; Viridiplantae; Streptophyta; Zygnematophyceae; Desmidiales; Closteriaceae. The record is from the annotation of a GenBank genome assembly.
AUGAGCAAGCCUCUCGCCAAUGCGAUCAAGCGGAGAGCCAAGAGCCAUCCCAAAUUCCGGGGAACCAUCAUUAAUUUCGCUCAGAGCUAUCAUAAGAUCAACGUAGGGUUACAGCGCAGAUUGUACGGCUACAGCACGAAUGUGGACAUCAAGCCUCUGAUCGAGGAGAAGGCUGUGGAAACGGCAGCAGACCUCGUGGGCGAGCUUGUGGUCUUUGGGGUGGCUGGCGGUGUUGUUGUUGCAGAGUACACAAGAAGCUCAAUAGCUGAUUCGAGGAAAGAGGAGAAGAGAAGGCAGGAACGGGAGGCUCUUCGUCAGAAGGACCUUGAGCUUGAGCGUGAAUUGCAGAUGCUGAAGGCACGAUUGGACGCAUUGGAGAAUGCAGCAUCUGACAGCUGGCUCCCACGCAUUCUGCGAGGCAGCACUAUAACAUUGGGUGGGGGCACCCGCAGCGCAACCAGUCCUGCCCCCAAAAAUAGUGGAUCUGCGGCAAGUGAAGUGGAGACAACAGAGGCUCACGAGGAGGAUGACGGGCAUGGGUCUGAGGAGACAGAUGAAGAAAGCCUUAGUACGGAUGGUCCUAGACAGAAGUAA